Messenger RNA from Neoarthrinium moseri, 1662 nucleotides. RefSeq lists its product as uncharacterized. Gene Ontology annotation, molecular function: magnesium ion binding; phosphoglucomutase activity. The coding region runs from base 1 to 1662 and encodes 553 amino acids. The transcript is spliced from 4 exons. Gene Ontology annotation, cellular component: cytosol. The record is from RefSeq and is a predicted model, not a curated record. Gene Ontology annotation, biological process: carbohydrate metabolic process. Lineage: Eukaryota; Fungi; Ascomycota; Sordariomycetes; Amphisphaeriales; Apiosporaceae.
AUGAGCGUCAAGACGGUCGAGUUCAAGUCCUUCACCGACCAGAAGCCUGGAACUUCUGGUCUUCGGAAGAAGGUCAAGGUUUUCCAGCAGCCGCACUACAGUGAAUCCUUUGUCACGAGCAUUCUGCUGUCUAUCCCAGAGGGCGUUGAGGGAUCGUUCCUCGUCAUCGGCGGUGAUGGCCGCUACUGGAACCCCGAAGUCGUCCAGUUGAUUGCCAAGAUCGGAGCUGCCUAUGGCGUCAAGAAGCUGUUGAUCGGCAAGGACGGUAUUCUGUCGACACCCGCUGCCAGCCAUGUCAUCCGAAAGCGAAAGGCGACUGGCGGUAUCCUCCUGACUGCCAGCCACAACCCUGGCGGCCCCAACGAGGACUUCGGUAUCAAGUACAACUUGGCCAACGGUGGCCCUGCCCCCGAGAGCGUAACCAACAAGAUCUACGACGCUUCCAAGACCCUCACGUCCUACAAGAUUGCCGACAUCCCUGAUGUGGAUCUCUCGGCCAUCGGCACCAAGACCUACGGAAACCUCGAGGUCGAGAUCAUUGACAGCGUAGCGGAUUACACCCAGAUGCUGAAGGAUAUCUUUGACUUCCCCUUGAUCAAGAAGUUCUUCUCCAACAACCCCGACUUCAAGGUCCUCUUCGACGGACUCCACGGUGUCACGGGCCCCUAUGGAAAGGCAAUCUUUGAGCAAGAGCUCGGUCUGGCCAACUCGACCCAGAACUGCAUCCCUGCCCCUGACUUCAACGGCGGACACCCCGACCCCAACCUUGUCUAUGCCCACUCCCUGGUAGAGAGGGUUGACAAGGAGAACAUCCCCUUUGGCGCCGCCUCGGACGGUGAUGGAGACCGCAACAUGAUAUACGGCGCUGGUGCCUUCGUGUCACCCGGUGACAGUCUGGCCAUCAUUGCACACCACGCUCAGUUGAUCCCGUACUUCAAGAAGCAAGGUGUCUACGGCCUUGCCCGCAGCAUGCCUACCUCUGGUGCGGUAGACCUCGUUGCCAAGGCCCAAGGCCUGAACUCCUACGAGGUCCCCACUGGGUGGAAGUUCUUCUGCGCCCUCUUUGAUGCGGACAAGCUCAGUAUCUGCGGUGAGGAGAGUUUCGGAACUGGCAGCAACCACGUCCGUGAAAAGGAUGGUCUCUGGGCUGUCGUUGCGUGGUUGAACAUCAUCGCCGGCCUUGGUGAGGCGCACCCUGACACCAAGCCCAGCAUCAAGCAGAUCCAGGAAGAUUUCUGGAACACCUACGGCCGAACCUUCUUCACACGUUACGAUUACGAGAACGUCGACUCGGACGGCGCCAACAAGGUCGUAGGUGUGUUGAAGGAUCUCGUCGCCGACCCCAAGUUCGUCGGCAGCAAGAUCGGAGACCACACCGUUACUGAUGCUGGCAACUUCUCCUACACAGACCUCGAUGGAUCUGUCUCCUCCAACCAGGGUCUAUACGCUCGAUUUUCGAGCGGCAGUCGCAUAGUCGUGCGUCUGUCUGGUACCGGCUCCUCGGGUGCUACUAUUCGUCUGUAUAUUGAGCAGUACACUGAUGACAAGUCCAAGUACAGCCUCGACGCACAAGACUUCCUUAAGCCUGAGAUCAAGUUCGCUACCGAGCUUCUGAAGUUUAAGGAGUUUGUUGGACGUGAUGAGCCCGAUGUCAAGACUUAA